Messenger RNA from Achroia grisella, 2773 nucleotides. Its product is annotated as DNA-binding protein D-ETS-4-like. Gene Ontology annotation, biological process: regulation of transcription by RNA polymerase II; cell differentiation. The transcript is spliced from 6 exons. The record is from RefSeq and is a predicted model, not a curated record. Bases 290 to 1768 code for a protein of 492 amino acids. Gene Ontology annotation, cellular component: nucleus. NCBI's taxonomy places the organism in Eukaryota, Metazoa, Arthropoda, Insecta, Lepidoptera, Pyralidae. Gene Ontology annotation, molecular function: DNA-binding transcription factor activity, RNA polymerase II-specific; sequence-specific DNA binding.
GUCGGCGCGGUCGGUUGACUUCGCGAUUCGUCGGACGGCUUCGUAACCGCUCGGUGAUCGGCGCCCGCGCAUACAGCUUCGAGACACCGCCCAAGUCUGCAGUCGCGUUAGUGUUUUACAGAAACAUUUCCCAAACAGUUAACGUCACGGGAUGAAAACAAUUUCUGUGAGCGCGCAUUUCGAAUCGGACUAAGACUUUCAAUUGUAGUUAGUUUUUUUAACUGACAUAAUAAAAUAAAAACUUUUUUUCGCGUAAUAGUGAUUCGUGUUGGACAGUUCGAACGAAAACAUGUUGUGGGAGUCUGGUUUUCUUGAGGAAUCCGAUACGAUGCCACAAACAGUACCAAGAUCCGGGUGCAGCCCGCCCUCAGCGUCGCAGGGCGAGAGGGCAGUCCCUGCCUCCCCAGCCGACAUACAUCAUCUUCUUCGCCUCUUGGGCGCCGCAUCACCUCCAGAAUCGAUGCUGCACUCCCCUCCAAAUCCACAUACCAAACCUCCCCCACCUUAUCCUGAAGAUAACAACAGCGUCUUCUUAGAACGCUUAUAUGACUUUGAGGGAUAUCACACACCUUCUCCGUCAUCGGAUGACACAAUCCCAACAGUGGCUCUGCAGCCCGCCUCGCCCUAUAACUGCCUUCCAUAUAACUCUUCGCCAGUUUACAUAAAAGAGGAACCAAACAGACUGGCUGUUCCCGGAUUCGCAUCUCCCUAUCCCCUCUCGCCCUCAGGAUCUUGCGCAUCAUACGGCAGCCAAAAUCAUUACAAUCACUCACCCGUUCCACAACACGAAGAAUACAUUGACAUUGAAGAGCUUCUAAAAGAAAAUCAGAUUCUACAGGAAAGUGUUCAACACGCUUACAUUACGCCCAAAAUUGAGGUUGAAGAGCCGAGAGAUCAUAUUCUUUUGAGAUCGGCUCUAGAAGAUACAACCUUUCAGAAACGACUGAAUCUGAAGCCUAUUCCAUUAGAAUUGGGUGCUGUAAAAAUGGAAGAAAGCAGCGGAGGUGACGAAACAUUGGUUGCACCAGACAUAGACCGUGUAUUAUCAAUGGCUAUUGAACAGUCGAAGAGAGAUGUGGACAAUACCUGCACAGUAUUGGGAAUCUCACCAGAUCCGAUGCUCUGGAGUACAGCAGACGUAAAGGCGUGGGUGAUGUUCACAUUACAACACUUCAACCUACCGAUGGUUCCAGCGGAAUAUUUCGCGAUGGACGGAGCAGCUCUUGUUGCACUCACAGAAGAUGAUUUCAACCAAAGGGCACCACAAGCUGGUAGCACAUUAUAUGCCCAAUUGGAAAUAUGGAAGGCUGCUCGUCAUGAAGCUUGGAGAACGUCGCAGUGGUCAGAACAGCAGCAACAUCAGGAACAACCCACAACAGACAAGCAGACGCCAGCUGGCCUACCUUCGGUUGAUGACAUGAGCGAUGAUGAAGACUCCGAGUCAGCGGGUACCAGCACUGCAACAGCUGGCGGUAAAGCCAAGUCAGGGAGCACACAUAUACAUUUAUGGCAGUUCCUGAAAGAACUCCUCGCCUCGCCUCACAUCCAUGGAUCUGCAAUCCGGUGGUUAGAUAGAAGUAACGGUGUUUUCAAAAUUGAGGAUUCAGUGCGUGUAGCGAGGCUUUGGGGGAAGAGAAAGAACCGACCAGCGAUGAAUUACGACAAGCUGUCCAGGAGCAUCAGACAAUACUACAAGAAGGGCAUCAUGAAGAAAACAGAAAGGAGUCAGAGGCUCGUCUAUCAGUUUUGUCACCCGUACUCCUUAUAAAUACUCCAUCGCAAUAAUCUAGAUGUAAGUUAAUUGUAAAUAUUUAUAAAUUGUAUAUAUAAGGGCGUGUGCACCGCGGUAAUGCGGGCUCAACGACAACUGGUUUGGUUUUACGCGCAAACGCAAAACCGAACGCAGUUUUAUUGUUUGUUGGCGACCAAAUUUUCGUUUGUCCGGACUUUUCGGAUUGCGAAUUAAUAGGCGUUGUAAACUAUCCCUCCAUAUAAUUCGAGAAAGGUAAUUUUCUCUAGAAUUAUACUGGACGGGACUUUUCGCUGUAUGCGUUAGUUGUUAAGGUUUUUUUUACCAGCGACUAGAUGACUGCGGGCUCACCAUCCAAAUAUUUGAAUCGUAACGAUUUAAAUUUAAUAAAAACCGCAUUCGUCGAAAGCUGGUAAUGUUUAUCCCAUAUAUCUAUGAUAUAUUUCUAGUACGUUCUAUGAACUUUUAGAUAAUAAGUGUUGUAAAUAAAUGUAAAAUCUAUGUCGUAAAUUUAUAAAAUUAAAAAAAAAUCCGUAACGCAGUAGCGUUCGGGAAGCAAGUGUUGCUCUAGAUAGUGUUUACGAAUGUGUUAGAUAUUUACUCAAGUUUGUGAUGUAAAAAGAGAUUAAAUAAUACUGUAUACAAUUAAGUUCAUGUAGAUUUAUUGUGAAUCUAGUAAUGAAACAUUUUUUUAUAUUAAAAUUAUGGCGAGUAACGUCGAGUUGUAACGUAGUUUAGAUUAGUUUAAGGCGGAAAUGAUUGAAUGUCGAAAUUGAAAAUUUUGUGCCAAAUAGACGUGUUAUGGUAUUUAUUAGGGACAAAAUUUGUUAUUAUGUGAUUAUUUGGACCCGCCGAUGUAAAUAUUGGUAUGUUAAAAAAAUGUUGCAAUAAUGGUGGCGGGAUAGUGUUAGUGUUAAAUUAUAAUGCUUACAUAAGAAGCGCAGUUAGCGCAGUAAAGUUAUUAUUGUAUUGGACCAAACUAAUAUAGAAGAUAAUUAUUGUAAUGCCACAAUAAAAUUAACU